CGGCACUGAUAAGCGGCGAUAAGGGACUAAUAAUAGCACUUUAAGUGGGGUGUGGCUGGAGCUCCCAAGGAAGGAGUGGCUGACGAAACCCUGGCCGCGACGGUUGUCGGCCCGGCGCCCGAUUUUUUUUGGGCCCAGCUUGAGAGGUGCCGCCCGCCGCCGUCGCCGCCGCCGUUGCUGCCGCUGUCGCGAACGAGAGUACCCGACCGACCUCGAAAGUGUAACACGCGACUGCAGACGCGCCGCAUCGCCUUUCCGUUCUCCACACAACUCAACUUUCCCCGAGGUCCCUGCAGUCGAGUCGCCAAAAUGUCCAAGGCCGCAAAAGGUGGUGCUGGUGGUGUUGAGCAGGUGGUGAAGCUCAUUGUCGGUGCCGGUCAGGCCAGCCCGAGUCCCCCGGUCGGUCCGGCCCUUGGUUCCAAGGGUAUCAAGUCCAUGGACUUUUGCAAGGAGUUCAACGCUAGAACCGCCCACAUCACCACCGGUAUCCCGAUGCCCGUCCGUGUUACCGUCAGGCCCGAUCGCUCGUUCCACUUCGAUGUCCGCACCCCCCACACAUCAUGGCUUUUGCUCAACGCCGCCGAGGCCCCGAUAGGCAAGGGCGGCAAGAGAAAGGGCGCCAGCAACCCCGGCAAGGAGGUUGUCGGCACCGUCAGCCUCAAGCACGUCUACGAGAUCGCCAAGAUCAAGCAGUCCGAGCUCCGUCUCUCCGGCCUGCCCCUCGAGGGUCUCUGCAGAGCGGUCAUCUACCAGGCCAAGUCGAUCGGAAUCAACGUUAUUCCUUGAAAGAGGGUGUACGCUGAAGGGAGGUGUGAUGGCCUCGUAAUACGGGCUUGGGAGCACGAAGGCGUUACGGUUGUUUCUUUCAGGUGGAUAGACCA
Messenger RNA from Neurospora tetraspora, 881 nucleotides. Its product is annotated as mitochondrial 54S ribosomal protein YmL19. The record is from RefSeq and is a predicted model, not a curated record. The transcript is spliced from 2 exons. NCBI's taxonomy places the organism in Eukaryota, Fungi, Ascomycota, Sordariomycetes, Sordariales, Sordariaceae. Gene Ontology annotation, molecular function: structural constituent of ribosome; large ribosomal subunit rRNA binding. Bases 310 to 786 code for a protein of 158 amino acids. Gene Ontology annotation, biological process: translation. Gene Ontology annotation, cellular component: mitochondrial large ribosomal subunit; ribosome.